Molecule: messenger RNA, 2048 nt
Organism: Eucalyptus grandis
Lineage: Eukaryota; Viridiplantae; Streptophyta; Magnoliopsida; Myrtales; Myrtaceae
Product: glycerol-3-phosphate acyltransferase ATS12, chloroplastic
Biological process (GO): glycerophospholipid metabolic process
Molecular function (GO): glycerol-3-phosphate O-acyltransferase activity
Source: RefSeq, a predicted model, not a curated record
GCCCCUCCCCCUUUCACUCCCUCUCGUUCUUAAUCUCCCGUCGCAAGGGGACUAUGAACUCCCACCUCAGCCUCAGCCUCAGCCUCUCAUCCUCCUCCGCCACCGCCUUAUUGCCCCGCACAUUCUCCCCCGCCGCCAGGCUCUCCUUCCCCUCCGCCGCCGCCGCCCUCCGCGCCGUCGCCGCCGCCUCCUCGUCCCGUUGGAUCUCCCUCCGCCCUCCCCCGCGGUCCACCUUCCUCCGCGUCCGCGGCAUGGCCGAGCUCGUCCAGGACAAGGAAUCCACCGAGAGCAGCGGCGCCGCGGCGGCCGCGGCGGCCUCCGGCUCCGGCGACGAGGAGGCCAGGCAGCACUCCCGGAUUUUCGUCGACGCCCGCUCCGAAGAAGAGUUGCUAUCUUUAAUCACCAAAGAAAAGGAUGAGGGAAGGCUGCCUCCAAAUGUUGCUGAGGGGAUGGAGGAAUUGUUUCACAAUUACAAGAAUGCGGUCUUCCAAAGUGGAAUUCCCCAUGCUGAUGAGAUUGUUCUGUCAAAUAUGAGUGUCGCGCUUGAUCGGAUUUUCUUGGAUGUUGAGGAUCCUUUUAUCUUCCCUCCAUACCACAAAGCAGCAAGGGAGCCUUUUGACUACUAUAUGUUUGGUCAAAAUUACAUCCGUCCUCUGGUUGAUUUCAGAAACUCAUAUGUUGGAAACAUUCCUGUUUUUGAUGAAAUCCGUGAGAAACUUCAGGAGGGCCACAACGUCGUUCUGAUAUCCAACCACCAAACGGAAGCAGAUCCAGCUGUUAUUGCUCUGCUUCUUGAAGGAACACAUUCACAUAUUGCGGAGAAUGUGACUUAUGUAGCUGGAGAUAGAGUUGUAACAGAUCCACUCUGCAAGCCCUUCAGCAUGGGAAGGAACCUUGUUUGUGUGUAUUCGAAAAAGCAUAUGUUUGAUGUUCCGGAGCUUGUUGAGAUGAAAAGGAGAUCAAAUACACGAAGCUUGAAGGAAAUGGCUUUGCUUUUAAGGGGUGGAUCGCAACUACUGUGGAUUUCACCAAGUGGCGGCAGAGAUCGUCCUGAUCCUCUUACAGGAGAAUGGUAUCCGGCACCCUUUGAUUCUGCUGUGGUAGACAAUAUGAGGAGACUUGUAGAACAUUCUGCCGUGCCAGGACAUCUCUACCCAUUAGCAUUAUUGUGCUAUGAUAUCAUGCCACCUCCACCCCAGGUGGAGAAAGAAAUUGGUGAAAGAAGAGUGAUUACUUUCCAUGGUGCUGGGUUAUCAGUCGGACCGGAGAUUAAAUUCAAUGAAGUUACUUCCACCUGUAACGACUCUGAGGAGGCGAAGGAGGUAUAUGCACGGGCUCUUUAUGAGUCUAUUACUGCACAAUAUAAUAUUCUCAAAUGUGCUAUACAUGACAAAAAAGGACUUGAAGCAUCAACUGCAGAGGUUUCCUUGUCGCAACCAUGGAAUUAUGAGAAUUAGUGGCAUCUUUCCAGAGGGGAAAGGUUCCCUUUUGGACAUGUAUUCAUAAUUCAUUAAGUAGAUAUCUUCUGAUCCAAUUCAAGUACAUACUGGAAAACGGAGCUUUCUUUUUGCCGACCUUCUGACGAACUCUCGGAAGUGCUCGAACCAUCAUCUCUUUUCUCCUUCCGUCCAUAGCUUCUCGGAGGUGACUAGUCAGAAGUCCAGGGCUGCCUCGACGUGGCACAUUGUAUGCUGUACAGCAAUAGGUGGAGCUAGUCACUGAUCGGCCAUCUUAGUCUCACAUGUAUAUGGUCUGCUACAUAACAGCCAUCAAUUAAUCGCUCUAGUUAUCUUCCGUAGCUUUUUGCCUAAUAGUCUUCAUCUUAGUCUCUUAUUUGAACAUGGCAUAUCACAUGACUUGGUGCCGGAAGGUGGUAGAUUUUGCCUUGGCAGGUGGGUGGAAAGCCCCCUCGGUUUUGUUAGCCGUUUAAGACAUUCGUUUUUCCUGACAGGAGGAGCAAUGGGUAGUUGCCCUCUUAUCAGUACACGCCAAAGAGAGUACGCUUUCUUAUGAUAUCGAUACUCCCCAUCCUCCUCUCUGGCACUCAA